GACCGGCUUACAUGAAGAUCCGGUUCUAGAACUUACACUAUGGCCAAGACGGAGAGUCUGAGACGAACGUUGAAGCCAGUAAUAGAGAAGAAAAGAAGAGACCGAAUCAACCAAAAUCUGGAGGCGCUGAGGGCUCUGCUGUUCAGGAGCACUGCAGAUACACGUUUACAAAACCCUAAGCUGGAGAAAGCAGAAAUUUUGGACCUGGCUGUUCAAUAUAUACGAAAGAACACAUGCAGGAGGGCAGAUAACAAAGUGAGUGCUACUCCUGCACACCAGGAAACAACACGAACUCAACUCAAGGCACCAAAACCUGUCUAUGGAACACAUCCCCAUCAGUGUGUCUCUGAGUUCACCUCCUACAUGAGCCAGAUGAACCCAUCUGAGAGGGAGACCGUUCUUCAGAGUUUGGAAUACUAUCUGGACAGUCAACAUGAACGUUUUGGCAAAGCUGGGAGUGAAACGGACACAAAGUCAGCCAGCGCUCUGACAAAGCUCAGCUCAACAUCAUCCCAUCGCUACAACCAAGACCUAACCCUUCCUGAAUCAUUAUUACUGUGUUAUAAAUCUACCAGUCAAAACAGCAUUGGCUUUACUCCAUCAGCUUCACCAAAUCACCUCUCCCCUCCACCCUCUCCUCUUCUCUCCUCCUCCACUUCCUCUUUCAGCACCUCUCCUCCAUAUUCAUCUGUUCCCUGCCAUCUGCCUUUUGCUCCUUCUGGGUCUCCUCCCUUCACCAAACCUCCUCUCACUUUUUUUGCAACACCAUUGUCUGUCUGUAGUUCUGUAAACAUGCCUCACGUCUCCAGAGAUCUCCCCACACCACCCUCUUCCAGUCUGGAUACGAGAGGAGUUUUGCUGCCUGUCACUGCUCAGUCAACGUGGAGGCCAUGGAGCUGAAAUAUCUACCUUUGGUAUCUAAUUGAACACACAACCAAGCCAACUUGAACCAUCCCUCUUAAAUGCUUGGGACCUGCUGGUGGGUCCAGGCUUCACGUGCUCACCCCUACAUCUCAGCCAGUUUGCACAGUUUCCUGUGCAAUUACUGAAUCAUAAGCUGUAGAGUGUUACAAGCGUGGGGUUAAAAAUGUGGCGCUCUGUGGGACCCCUGUUGGACAGAGGUUGAGAAUAAAGGGGGGAGACUUUUAAUUGUACUGACUGCAAAUGUCUUAAACACUUUGUUUUUGCAUUGCAGUGCUACAUCUAUUUAUUCCAAAGUGGUUCUAUAUGCUUCUGUAUGAAUCCCUACUACCUGCUUUUCAGUUCAUCUACACAGAAAGCUAAUUUUAUACAUCAGUGUAUAUAUUUGUAAAUACUUAAUUUUUUUAAAUAUUCCAGACACUAUUUUCUACCUUUCCACUUAUGUCACUGUGUAUUUCAUGGAAAUGAUUA
Messenger RNA from Pygocentrus nattereri (red-bellied piranha), 1392 nucleotides. It is a transcript of the gene her11, whose product is annotated as hairy-related 11. The record is from RefSeq and is a predicted model, not a curated record. Gene Ontology annotation, molecular function: DNA-binding transcription factor activity, RNA polymerase II-specific; protein dimerization activity; RNA polymerase II cis-regulatory region sequence-specific DNA binding. Lineage: Eukaryota; Metazoa; Chordata; Actinopteri; Characiformes; Serrasalmidae. Gene Ontology annotation, cellular component: nucleus. The transcript has 4 exons. Bases 40 to 900 code for a protein of 286 amino acids. Gene Ontology annotation, biological process: regulation of neurogenesis; regulation of transcription by RNA polymerase II; anterior/posterior pattern specification.